UGGCUGAAGGUGCUGCUCAGAGUAAAAAUUUGCCAGGAUAGAGUACGCCUUUUGACCAAAAUACAUACAUACAUUUUCUUGUGCUGUAAAGCUCAGAGUAGUAAUUUUGAUUUUUUUCUAAGAAGUUGGCUCUAAUUUAGUGUGAUACACAAGUGGCUGCAUGAGUGCAAAUAAAUAAAGAUAACAAAUAAAUUUACAAACGCAGUUCCUCUGCUAGAGAAAUAUGAACCUGACACAGGUAUUCACUCUGAUGCUGAUGAUUCUUUGCACUUGUCUAUCGGUUGAACUACAAGCUAACGCAAAGACUCUGAUCGAGUUCAGUAAAGAUAGUCCUUAUGCUAUUACCAAGAACUCCAAAGCCUACGAUUUUCCCGCUUGCCAAAUCUACUGCUAUGGACCAUUAUUACAUACGGUUCAAAUGGCGAAACUAUUUCCUGAUUCCAAAACAUUUGUGGAUAUGAAACUAAAGGCAACACCCGAAAAGACAAUGGAGGAAUUUGAAGCGUUCAUGGCUUCUAAAAAUAAUACACCAAGUAGAGAUGAUAUAUUGCAGUUUGUUCAAGCUAAUUUUGGAGAGAAAGGCACAGAACUGGAUGUGUGGACUCCCGACGACUGGACUGAACGUCCUGACUUUAUAGAGCUUAUUCGUGAUCCAGAUCUUAAGCAAUGGGGAAUAGAUUUGAACAACAUCUGGAAGGAGCUAGGUCGAAAGAUGAAAGAAGACGUGCACAAGAAUCCCGAAUAUUAUUCCAUUAUUCCAGUACCCAAUCCUGUUAUCGUACCAGGCGGUCGAUUUAUUGAGUUCUAUUACUGGGACUCUUACUGGAUAAUUCGCGGCCUGCUGUAUAGCGAAAUGUUACACACGGCAAGGGGAAUGAUCGAAAAUUUCUUGUCAAUCGUGCAGCGUAUUGGAUUUAUACCGAACGGAGGUCGUGUAUACUAUUGGGGUCGCUCCCAGCCACCACUUCUCACAGCUAUGGUUAAGUCGUACGUGGAUUUCACAAAAGACGAUUUGUUUGCCAUUAAUGCGUUGGAGGUACUGGAGCACGAGUUUGAGUACUUCAUGAACAAUCACACAGUGCAGGCAAAGGGUUACAAUUUGGCUGCAUACCGCGACACGUCGACAGGCCCACGCCCUGAGUCUUACAGCGAGGAUGUGGAAACAUCAAAGAGCUUUGAGACAGAUGCGGCAAAAGAAGAACACUACAGCGAGCUAAAGGCAGCUGCAGAGUCUGGCAUGGAUUUCAGCUCGCGCUGGUUUAUUAGUGCUAAUGGCACAAAUUCUGGUAAUCUGACAAACGCCAAAACAAGAUCCAUAGUACCCGUUGAAUUGAACGCUAUUCUAUACUGGAACGCAAAAAUUAUCGCAGAGUUUCACUCCAAAGCCGGUAAUAUUGAUAAAAUGACAGAGUAUGAAACAAAAGCUAAGAAAAUUCAAGAGGCAAUACAGGCAGUAUUGUGGAACGAAGAUGCUGGCUGCUGGUUGGACUACGACUUGAUUAACGAAAAGCCGCGAGACUACUUCGUUCCCACAAAUCUGUCCCCCCUCUGGGUAAAGGCCUAUAAUAUUCCUGAUGCUGAGAGAAUUUCGAAAUCUGUCCUUAACUACAUUGCAAAAAAUAAACUGGACUCAUUUCCGGGUGGCGUGCCAAACACACUCUUGCAGUCAGGUGAACAGUGGGAUUUCCCUAAUGUGUGGGCACCUAUGCAAUAUAUUUUAGUCGAAGGGCUGGAUAAUCUGGGAACUCCAGAAGCGAAGGAAAUGUCCAAGCGCUGGGGUCAUCGUUGGGUAAAGUCGAACUUCGAGGCUUACCGGGAAACUCUUUCGAUGUUUGAAAAGUACGAUGCUGAGAAGUUUGGAGGACAUGGUGGAGGUGGCGAGUAUGGCGUUCAGACAGGCUUUGGCUGGUCAAAUGGCGUUAUUAUUGAAUGGCUGACAAAAUACGGCCGUCAAAUUACACUGAGCAAUACGGAUGCUGCAGCUCCAAGCAAACUUAUCAGUUUUCUGGCAGUGUCAGCUAUGGCAAUAAUAGCAGUAUUUGCUGGCCGACUCAUAUGGUGAGAAACUAUCAUGUGCCAACCGCAUUGCCAAAUUUUCUGACGUAAAUCAAAUCAUUGCUUACUUUGUUGAAUGCGGAGAUAGCAGUAUUAAAUUCCAAUGUAUAGCUUUCUUAUUGUGGAAGUUGUGGGUAUAUUUUAAAUAUAUCGGCUAUGUUCCAAUUGUUAUUAAUUGUAAUAUUGUAUUAGUUUUAGUAAAAUCUGAAUUGCUACAUAUAUGUACAUUAAACAUUAUCUUACCAAACAAAA
This is a messenger RNA of Drosophila busckii, 2307 nucleotides long. RefSeq names its product trehalase. The coding region runs from base 224 to 2062 and encodes 612 amino acids. Gene Ontology annotation, molecular function: alpha,alpha-trehalase activity. The record is from RefSeq and is a predicted model, not a curated record. The transcript has 7 exons. NCBI's taxonomy places the organism in Eukaryota, Metazoa, Arthropoda, Insecta, Diptera, Drosophilidae. Gene Ontology annotation, biological process: trehalose catabolic process.